AUGUCGCGAGAAGAGAGAUCUAUGCAUUUGCUGAGAAAAUUCGUUAUCGACUGCUUUUGUAUAUGUACACUGAUUGCGCUGGUAAUUGUUACGAGAGAUGUAUGGCAAGGAUUUCAACGUGGAUUUUUCUGCGGUGAUGAAAGCCUUAUGUACCCCUACAAAUCUGACACGGUUUCAACGGAUAUGCUGAGGCUGUAUGGGAUAGGCCUACCUGCUAUAAUGAUUCUAUUUUGCGAAUGGAUGUUACUUCGAAAAGAAGAUGAUGAGCCAUGCUUCAAGUUUCCUCUGCCUUUAUGGAUGAGAGGAUUCUAUUGCGUGUUUGCCUGCUUCUCGUAUGGUAUGUGUUUUGUUGAACUGACAACAAAUGUUGCGAAGAACGUCAUCGGAAGACCACGGCCUCAUUUCUUUGAUCUUUGCCGUCCAAAUGUAAAUUGCAGCUUGUCACAGUGGCAACAUCGUUACAUAGAGAGUCAUGAGUUCGAAUGCACUGGCAAUAAUUACACUGAUAAGUUCAAUGACAUGCACAUGUCCUUCCUAAGUGGUCACUCCUCAUGGUCAGCGUAUACUAUGAUAUAUUUAGCUCUCUACCUGGAAAAACGCAUGGUCUGGGGCAGCACUAGGAUCUUCCGCCACGUACUCCAAUUCACAGCUGUCAUGUUAAGCUGGUACACGGCCCUGUCACGUGUUACCGACUACAAACACCACUGGAGUGAUGUUCUCGCUGGGUACUUCACCGGUCUCACUUUUUCUGUUCUCGUUUGGACCUGGGGUACAGACCUCUUGCAGCCGAAAAGUAAGCAUCAACUAGUUUCACAGCACGAGGUCUGUUCACACCAACAAAAAGCGGAAUCAGCAUAA
This is a messenger RNA of Pieris macdunnoughi, 858 nucleotides long. NCBI's taxonomy places the organism in Eukaryota, Metazoa, Arthropoda, Insecta, Lepidoptera, Pieridae. The record is from the annotation of a GenBank genome assembly.